GCGCUUAAACCCGUCGAAAUUUAUCGCCGAUGAUUGUCGUAUUUUCUGUUUCUCCAUGCUGAAUAGUGUUACCCCCCCCGUGAAUAAACUUCGUCAGUUUUUUUCCAAGUUUACGCGCCACUCGAUCGAACGGAAACCCCUUUUAACAAAAGUACGCAACAGUUGAAAUCAACCAAAUGAAACUUCUCCCCGCCAGUAAAACUCCUCGCUGCGAAUUAGCAGAAUUAAAGUGACCCCCGCUCUUUCAAAGGAAAAGCAAAGUGAAGCAAAUCACAUUGAAGCGAAGCAAAGCAAAACAAAGUGAAACAAACCAACCAACCCAACCCAACAAAACCCCCCGCGGACACAUACCAACUUCACAUUAAGUAUGAUAACUGGGAACGGUAUCAUAUUUUUAGGUACAGGUUCUUCAUCGUCCACGCCCAAACUAUCCCACAUUUUCAAAAACUCCAAAAUUUUGUCCAACAAAAAUAAGGGGGAACCCCAGAGCUCGGAACUGAGGCAGGAAGACGUAGAACAUAUAAACAAAUUUGUAGACGAGUUGGUUGCACACGAUAUAGAAUGUAUUGACCAGCUGAACGAUUUGUAUCUAAGAAAGAAGUACCCGGAUUGCCAUGAUUUAAAAUGCUACACUUGUUACGAUGCUCUGAAUGGUAACUCCAAGAAUAAAAGAAAUAACAUCUGCGUGUUGGUGAAGUCGAAUGACUCGUAUGUCCUAAUUGACGUCGGGAAAACCUUCAGGGACAGCCUGUUGCGGAACAAGGACAAAAUUAACUUCUACGAAAUCAAGCUGGACUCGGUGCUGAUAAGCCACAGCCACACAGACGCGCUGAACGGAAUAGAUGACCUGAGGGACCUCCAAGAGUACAACAAAAUAACCAAGGGAGACAGCUACUACUACACUCCGAAGAACCCAAUCGACAUUUACGUGAAUGCAGUUUCGUAUGAGCGCCUGCGAAAUGGUUAUGACUACCUGGUGAAGAAGAGGAAGGAAAACAUUUUCUUUUCCAAAAUAGCAGCACUUAACCUGUUAGUUAUCAAGGAUGAAAAGUAUAACAAAUUAAUCCUUGAAGAAAAAACGACCAACCAGAUAAAGGAUGGGGCAGUUGUGAUGCCAAAGCAGGACCAUAAGGGUACCACAAAUAGUACACAGAGGAACCAAAUAGAUGGUGGGAAUAAAAUUAAAAAGAAGGGAGGAGGAGGAGGGUACGAUGAUGAGGAGGGGAAGAAGAGGAAGGGAAAGGAAAACGAGCAACAGAAGGAAAACCUCCUCAACAAUGACGACCACAACGCUGACAUUGACGAUGAUGAUGAUGAUGGGACUUGUGUAAAUAUACAUACGUAUAACAAAAAAGAUGAAUACGGCUAUGUAUACACCAAAUUUGACAAAAACAAACGCAUCAGAUUUAUUCCCUUUCAACAUGGGCGUAACUACAUAUGUGUUGGGUAUAUCAUAGGAGAGAAUGAAAAGCUGGUUUACAUUUCGGACUGUUCUUAUUUACCACCCAAUGUGUUGGAGUACAUAAAGAAGGUAGGCCCCACGGAAGUGUUAGUUAUAGACGCCCUUUAUUACAAGGCAAAACAUUAUUCGCAUUUCUCCCUACACGAAAGUAUAAAAAUUGCUCUGCUUAUCAAGCCGAAGAAAGUAUACUUUAUUGGAAUGUCCUGCGACAUAGAACAUUAUAUUACUAACUUAUUUUUGAAGAAGUUAUCGAAUAAAUAUCCAGACAUUUCCUUUUCCUUGGCUCAUGACGGGUUGUUUGUGCCGAUCGACCUUUAGCGCGCAGUUUGGGAGUUACUGCAUUUAGGGGAAAAGGUCUGUGAGAGCGAAUUGUUCCCACACUUGAACUUUUUGGAAGGGGAGUACUUACACGUAACAUUUUUGGCAGGGGAGUACUUACACGUAACAUUUUUGGCAGAGGAAUGAUUAUACUUUUAAAUCUGCCCCAUCCCUUCGUUUUUUUUUUUUUUUUUUCACCCUUUUUA
Messenger RNA from Plasmodium vivax (malaria parasite P. vivax), 1986 nucleotides. RefSeq lists its product as hypothetical. Lineage: Eukaryota; Apicomplexa; Aconoidasida; Haemosporida; Plasmodiidae. The coding region runs from base 368 to 1780 and encodes 470 amino acids. The record is from RefSeq and is a predicted model, not a curated record. The transcript has 3 exons.